GGCUAUAACCAUUAAGUGUCACGCAAAGUUAAUCAUCUACAUCAUCAAAUUUGCUUCACGUUAAGAUAACUUUAUACACUUUUGGGGUCGCUCUGAGUUGUACAGCUGUUCAACAAAACAACACUUAAGCCAUGACGAUUGUAAACUCCCAUAAUGACUGGGAUCCUUUGGAAGAAAUCAUAAUUGGAGUAUCAGACUUCUGGUGUGUACCCAGCGAGGAACCAGGAUUUAAACCCCCUCAGAGGUCAGGGAAGCGAAGUGAUGAGCAUAUAGAUAAAGCAGCUAUCCAAAUGGACAACUUAGAGAGGGUUCUUACAUCCCAGUGUAAUGUCACAGUCAGAAGACCGGAAAAAAUCGAUUUUACACAACCAGCGAAGACACCGUUCUUUUCACUUGCGCAUCAACAUGGAGCUUCCUGUCCACGUGACACCCUGUUGGUAAUAGGAAAUGAGAUUAUGGAAACCACAAUGAGCAGACGAGCUCGAUAUUUUGAGUCCAUGGCAUACAGGAAAAUCAUGAACGAUUACUUCGAAAAGGAUAAAGAAAUGUUAUGGACGAUGGUUCCGAAACCAACCAUGGCAGAUGAUAUGUAUAAUGUAGACUUUCCGUGGGACAUCAAUUGUCAGGAACGUAAACAAUGGAUACGGAAUUAUAAAUAUCAAAUCAAUGAAACAGAACCGUUGUUUGACGCUGCAGAAGUAUUGAGACUAGGGAAAGAUCUGAUAGUACAGCAGAGCACCACAGCUAAUAAGAAAGGCAUCGAAUGGCUGAGACGUCACGUGAAAUCUCGUGGUUAUCGUGUGCACGAGAUUCACUUUCCUGACGAUUUAUAUCCAAUUCAUAUAGACAGUACAUUGGCUCCUCUUGUACCGCCUACAAAAGAGAGAAAAGGUAUCCUCGUCAAUUGCCCAGAGAGACCAAUCGCUAAGGAAGAUAAAGAGAGAAUUUUCGAAGGGUCUAAUUGGGAAAUAAUUGAUGCUCCACCUCCUAACAACAUGACUGUACCUGAUCUCUGUAUGUCCAGUGCCUGGUUAAGUAUGAAUAUGUUAUUAGUCGGACCAGAUAGAGCUGUUGUUGAGGAAACUGAAAUACCUACCAUCAACUUUCUAGAGUCAUUAGGUAUAAAAUGUAUACGUGUGCCAUAUAGAGAUUGUUACAGAUUUGGUGGAGGCCUUCACUGUCAUACAUUAGACGUCCGACGAAGAGGUGAAUGCUACAAUUACUUUCCAAAUAUGGACAGUAAUGAAAAUCAUAUAGCAGACACCCGUGCAUGAUUAGGCAUUUAUUUUUCUUCCAACAUAUUUAAUGGCAACAGUUAUAUACCGCUGUUUACCUGUAUAAGAAAACAUAACCUUAAACAUAUAUUAAAUAUUGUAACUGGCAGAAACCACACAGAAUUAAUACUUAAAUAUCCCAAAACUGAAACAGAAAGAAAACUUUAGCUGAACAUGACUUAACUGUCUCGUUGGUCUUAUCAUAACAAUGUUGCCUACGGAGUGGAAAGUUCGCUUUGUUUGAUCACAUUGUACAAACUAAUGACUUUAAAAUAAGAUUAUGCUGCUUCUAUAGACACAGGGAAUUUUUGUUAACCUUUAUUUAGCAUGAAGUAGAACUACAUUUUCAUCCUUAAACCUUUUUUUAAGUUGUAAGUUGAUGAAAUACAAGAAGAUGUUUGUCCCGAUCAUGGUUUUACUGGCAGAUUUUAUUUCUACAUUUCUCUACAUCACAUUGUUAACGUUUAUUCUAUUCUUAAAUGACAUUCGUUAUGCGCAUGUCCAAAGCAAAAAAAAUGUGGUUAUUAUUGCUGUAUAUAUAAUGUCUUACUUGUGCAACUUAAUAAGUAUGGAACACAUCAAAUUAGCAUUAUAUUUCAUUGUCAUUAAUUUCUAAAUGAAGAGGAAAGAAUCCUCGAUACGAUAAGAAUGAUGUGGUAAAAAUAAAACAUUAACAUUAUGUUUCAACUUACAAGUUAAAGAAUUGUA
Messenger RNA from Mytilus trossulus (common blue mussel), 1982 nucleotides. RefSeq names its product glycine amidinotransferase, mitochondrial-like. Gene Ontology annotation, molecular function: amidinotransferase activity. Gene Ontology annotation, cellular component: mitochondrion. Lineage: Eukaryota; Metazoa; Mollusca; Bivalvia; Mytilida; Mytilidae. The record is from RefSeq and is a predicted model, not a curated record. Bases 132 to 1274 code for a protein of 380 amino acids. The transcript has 8 exons.